CCACCCCUCUCACCUCCACCCCCCCUCCCGUGAGAGCCGUCGGAUCAGCUGACCGGGAUCUCUGACAUUUCCAUCGCCUCACAGUUAUGAUAAUUAAACUGUAACUGUUAUCGGAGCUCCACAUUAAACACGUUAAUUUGAGUUUAAACGCAGGAGGCGCUGUGUCCCCCAGCGCUGCUCCCUCUGUUCCGUGUUCACUGCUUCCCGCCCGCUGCCCGCCGCCAUGACUGAGUUCUGGCUGAUCUCUGCCCCCGGGGAGAAGACGUGCCAGCAGACCUGGGACAAGCUGGUAUCCGCCACCCGCAACAACAACCUGUCCACCAACAACAAGUUCAACAUCCCCGACCUCAAGGUGGGAACCCUGGAUGUCCUGGUGGGACUCUCGGAUGAGCUGGCCAAGCUGGACACCUUUGUGGAGAGUGUUGUGAAGAAGGUGGCGCAGUACAUGGCAGAUGUUCUGGAAGACAGCCGAGACAAAGUCCAGGAGAACCUGUUGGCCAACGGAGUGGAUCUGGUCACCUACAUCACAAGGUUUCAGUGGGACAUGGCAAAAUACCCCAUCAAGCAGUCGCUGAAGAACAUCUGUGAAAUAAUAUCGAAGCAAGUCACCCAGAUUGACAACGACCUCAAGUCAAGGGCCUCGGCCUACAACAACCUGAAGGGAAACUUGCAGAACCUGGAGAGGAAGAAUGCGGGAAGCUUGUUGACCAGGAGCUUGGCUGACAUUGUGAAGAAGGAGGACUUUGUUCUGGAUUCGGAGUAUCUGGUCACCUUGCUGGUUGUCGUCCCAAAGACAAAUUAUGGUGACUGGCAGAAGACAUACGAAACAUUAGCCGAAAUGGUGGUUCCAAGAUCCACCAACCUUCUGUUCGAGGACCAGGAGAGCGGCUUGUUCAGCGUGACCCUCUUUAGGAAGGCCAUCGAUGACUUCAAACACAAGGCGCGAGAGAACAAGUUCACCGUGCGGGACUUCCAGUACAACGAGGAGGAGAUGAAAGCCGACAAGGAGGAAAUGACACGGCUCUCCACUGACAAGAAGAAGCAAUUUGGCCCACUUGUCCGAUGGCUGAAAGUGAAUUUCAGUGAAGCUUUCAUUGCCUGGAUCCACAUCAAAGCGCUCAGGGUGUUUGUGGAAUCCGUCCUGAGGUAUGGACUGCCAGUCAACUUCCAGGCCAUGCUAUUGCAGCCCAACAAGAAGAACAUGAAGAAGCUGAGGGAGGUCCUGAAUGACCUGUACAAGCACCUGGACAGCAGCGCUGCCGCCAUCAUUGACGCGACCAUGGACAUCCCAGGCCUGAACCUGAGCCAGCAGGAGUAUUACCCCUAUGUGUACUACAAAAUCGACUGCAACCUGCUCGACUUCAAAUAAACCCUCUGAGCCGCCAACUUGCGUUCCUUCUAUUAGAUGUCUCACGUGGGACUCAGAUUAAUUGUGGAUAUAUAUAAUUUAUAUUUUCCUCUUUUGUUUGGGUGAACGCAACGCUGACACGCUGGUUCUGUGUGGUGCAGACGCCUCUCGCUGCCAGAUCAUCCCCCAAGAAGCAUAUUCCUUCCUGUGCAAUUUGUCAGUUGUUCUGUUGUCAUCUCUGUGUUCCGUUUACAUUUUUUUUUUAAAGGACAUAAUCAAAUUACGUGCAAAUGUGUUGCAAGGGUUGCGUUCUUGUCUCCGGUUGGUUGCUUAUUUAAAAAGACUAAACAUGGUGCAUUUUUAAUCAUUGCGCAUCUGCGUAGUUUUGCGGCGACGGGGUCUCCAGCUGGACCCGUGUUUAUUUAUUUUUGCGCCAGGUCUUUCUGCUCCCUGGCACAAGCGUAUUUGCUGUAUUUCCUGAAGCUGUGGUUCAGUGGAGCAACAAAACAAUUGUGGUACUGAAAAGCAAUAUGUGUGGUGCUGUUCCAUGUCUGUAUAUUUUGUGUUUUAAAAAAAAAAAAAGG
Messenger RNA from Scleropages formosus (Asian bonytongue), 1932 nucleotides. RefSeq names its product V-type proton ATPase subunit C 1-A. Gene Ontology annotation, biological process: proton transmembrane transport. Gene Ontology annotation, cellular component: vacuolar proton-transporting V-type ATPase, V1 domain; lysosomal membrane. Gene Ontology annotation, molecular function: proton-transporting ATPase activity, rotational mechanism. The record is from RefSeq and is a predicted model, not a curated record. The coding region runs from base 224 to 1369 and encodes 381 amino acids. The transcript has 13 exons. NCBI's taxonomy places the organism in Eukaryota, Metazoa, Chordata, Actinopteri, Osteoglossiformes, Osteoglossidae.